CUUUGAUAUUGAAUAAAGCAAAGUCAGGCACAAAUACAUCGAGGUUAUGUCUUGUUGUUCAGGGGUUAUGUUUAAAUUCUUUUAGGUUAAAUUAUUCAAUAAAAAGAUUCAAAUAUCUAAACAAAGAUGAAUAUAUCUUUGGCAUUGCGUUCUCGUACCCAAAAUAUUAGAAAAACCCAACAGAUAUUGGGUCGAUGCCUAUUUUCCACUAAGGUGGAUGAACAAAUCAAAAUACCCAACCGAAUACCACGAGGCCCCACAGAUAUUUUACGUGCCCUCGAAAGCACGGUUUCCAGAGACCCUACAGCAACGCAUUUCAAAUACCAUGAUGAUCCAUUUCUUAUUCCAAUGUCGAAUGUAGGUAAAAGAACAUUUGCAAUGGCACAAGAAUCUGGUAGAAAAGCUGCACAUUGGAUAAGAAAAGAGCAUCCAGAUUUAUUUAAUCAUAGGGAGUGUGAUCCACCAAUUAAGGCAUUCUUUCCCAGAGUCACAUUUGAUGAAAACAGUGACAUAACUGAAGAUGACUUAAAGAAUGUAAUUAAUGAUGUUCAGGUUGCAGAGGCAAUAAGUGUGUACAACUUAUGUAAAAAUAAGAAUGUUGAAAUAACACCAGAGACACAACAAUCUUUGCUUGAAUUACUUUGUUAUUACAACAGUGAAGACACAUUAGAUGAGGAAUUUAUUGAAGAAAGAUGGUUUAGGCAAAGCUCUAAAUUAAAGGAAAAGCAACGUAAAAUUUGGAAAGAUGGUAAUUUUGCCGAAGAACUGUUUAUAUCCAUUGAAAGUCCAAAUGCUGAAGUUUAUUCUGCAAUUAUCCAAGGAAUGGCAAAGCACUUGCAAGUUGAUAGGGCUUGGCAAUUAUUUGAAGAGGCACAACAAAAAGGAAUUAUUGUAAACACAGACACAUACAAUUCUCUUAUAGGUGUAGCACAUUAUUUAAAAGAAGGCUAUGAACAAAGAUGGGAAUUUGUUGUAAACUUGUUAAGUGACUUGAACAAAGCUGAAUUACGGCCUAAUUUGGGAACAUUGAAUGCUGUACUACAAGUCCUAAGUACCAUGGGUACUGGAAAGCUUACAAAGUCUUACACUUUAAAAGUGCUAAAAGAAUUCAAAGGGCUUGGCAUUGAACCUUGUUUAACUUCUUGGUACUAUGUAUUAAUUACAUUUUGUAAAGAAAGAGGACCAAAGAGUACCAUAUUAAAUGAUAUAAUGGCAUUAGUUGAAAAUAAGGAACACACAAUUCAAGAUAUUCGAGAUACAAAUUUCUUUGUCACAGCUAUGGAUAUUGCCAGAAAUCAUCUGCAUGAUGUUGAAUUAGCAAGAAGAGUAGAUGCAUUGCUUCAUUUUGGCAACAAUUAUGACCUUAUUGGUGACUCAUACAAGGAGUCCAUCUAUUAUCGUAAUUAUUUUGUACUUUUGGCUGAAAAUCUACCAGUUGAGGAUUUCAUGAGAGAUGUUUAUGAUAAAUAUGUUCCUCACAUUUAUGUACCAGAGCCUGGGGUAAUGGGAGAAAUUUUAAAUAUUAUUGAUUUAAGUGGACUUGUAGAACAUGUUCCUCGUUUAUGGACUGAUAUGACCAUAUUUGAUCACACAAACAGAGAAAAUUUGUUGGAUCUUGUUUUGAAAAUUAUGGUUAAUAAUGAAAGUCCUGAACACACUUCCCAAUUUGGCAAUAUUGCCUGGGAUAUUUACAAUAAAAUUGAAAAUCAGAAUGAAAAUAGAACAAAUAAAUUAGUUUUCACAGGAGAUAUGUUGGGUAAAAUAUUAACUUUAAUAAUAAGACAGAAGGACUUCCAAAAAGCCUGUGUAGUAAUGGACAAAUUGGAUAAAGGACAUUCAAUAAUAGCUGGAGUUCCAAAGUUAGAGGCGUUAUCUCUAUUUGUUGAUCAAUGCAUUGAAGAAAAAGCACCAAGCAAAGCUAUUGCUUGCAUACAAUAUUGCUCAGAUAGUGGGUUCCCUGAAGCUGGAUUAUUAGCUGCAAGACUAAAUGAGAAACUUACUUUAGAUGAGCAACAUUUAGAAAAACUUUCAAAAAUAGUUGGAAAUUUAAAUUUACUUAAAGUAAAUUAAACAACCGUUAUCAAUAGAUGUAAAUAAAUUGUUUUAAUAAAUAAUAUAAGAAUAAAUA
Aethina tumida (small hive beetle) is the source of this 2128-nucleotide messenger RNA. RefSeq names its product protein PTCD3 homolog, mitochondrial. Lineage: Eukaryota; Metazoa; Arthropoda; Insecta; Coleoptera; Nitidulidae. The record is from RefSeq and is a predicted model, not a curated record. Bases 127 to 2070 code for a protein of 647 amino acids. Gene Ontology annotation, cellular component: mitochondrion. Gene Ontology annotation, molecular function: protein binding; rRNA binding; ribosomal small subunit binding. Gene Ontology annotation, biological process: mitochondrial translation. The transcript is spliced from 7 exons.